AUGUCAUACUACUUCACAAUCCUAUCCUCGACAGACGUCCCCCUCUUCAGCCAGGCGUUCGGGACUUCCAAGGGGGGUGCAGAUGGCAUUGCUCGAUUUCGAUAUGCGGAUAAUGAGAGAUAUAUGAACCAGUUUAUCGUUCACGCCAGUCUUGAUAUUGUCGAAGAAGUCCAAUGGACCAAUGGCGCAAUGUACCUAAAACACAUUGACACUUACCCGCCAGCCUCUGCCUACGUCUCUGCUUUCCUUACAGGAACCGGUGUGAGGUUCAUUCUUCUGCACCAACCACCACAAUCUGCCUCCCAGCCCGCCACGGGAGGAUCAGGCAGUGGUAGCGGCAGCGGACUUUCAGCUUCUGGUUUCCUCGCGGCGACAUCGGGGUCGUCACGCGGCUCGUCGUCGUCAAUAGCUCAUAACCCAACCUCCCCACAAACAGAGGAUGCGAUUAGGCAGUUCAUGAAUGAGGUGUAUGAGAAUUGGGUGAAGGCGGCCAUGAGCCCGUUUUAUCGGCGCGGGAUGGAGAUUACAAGUCCCGCGUUUCGCGCGAGGAUGAUGGCAGCGGGGAAAAAGUGGUUGUAA
Messenger RNA from Arthroderma uncinatum, 579 nucleotides. RefSeq lists its product as uncharacterized. Gene Ontology annotation, cellular component: TRAPP complex; nucleus; cytoplasm. NCBI's taxonomy places the organism in Eukaryota, Fungi, Ascomycota, Eurotiomycetes, Onygenales, Arthrodermataceae. The record is from RefSeq and is a predicted model, not a curated record. Gene Ontology annotation, biological process: endoplasmic reticulum to Golgi vesicle-mediated transport. The transcript is spliced from 2 exons. The coding region runs from base 1 to 579 and encodes 192 amino acids.